CUGUGGAGAGAGCCGUGUACUGUGCUGUGAGGGGCGGGCAGGGGGGGCUCUCUAUCUCCUCUGCACUCUUCCAUUCAACCUCUGUAGUCAGCAGAACGAGUGGCUGAGCAGCACAGCAUCCACGGCGACAGCAUCCUGCAGAUGACUCUGCUCCAUGGAGGAGUGGGAGGGAAAAAAAGAACAAGUGCUGGAGAGAAAAAGGUAAAUCCACAGAUGAAGACAGACUGAAAGGGGAAGAGAAGCACAGAAGGAGGAAGGAAGAGUGGGAAAUGAAGGGAAUUGAGUAAACAGCGCUGUCUGCCUAAGGACCACUGCAGCUGUACUAAAUCUGGGGCUGUCAGGCCAACCCUCAGCGAGGCAGUGAGUGAGAGAGGCAAGGGAGCAGAGGAGAAAAAGAAGUGAUUUGAAGAGCUGAUCUCAUCACUUUGGACAAGCAGGGAUGGGAACCCCGGGAGCCUCUCCGUCAGCAGAUCAAACUUCACACAGAAAAAGUGCCUUCAGAUCACCGGUCUGAACCUGCUUCUCUACAGCAGUGAAGAAAACAGGCAAAACAAGAGUUAUCCAGUUGGUUCCUGAAAGGUGAAACCUCAUACAGGACGACUGCACAUACAGCUCAGCUGGUGUCCUCUUCGCAAGUCCCCCUCAGUCCUCCCUCGCACCUGCCUGAUCCUGGUGAAUGUCUUCUCUGCUUGUGCUCCCACUGCUCAGCAGUUGAACACACUCAUGGUCGAUGCCAAGGGAAGGAACAUGAAAUGUCUGACUUUCUUCUUAAUGCUUCCUGAGUCAGUGAAAAGCAAGUCAAGUAAGAGCACCAAGAAAGGGAAUGCCAGUGGCAGCUCUAAGCUGCCCCCAGUCUGUUAUGAGAUAAUCACUCUGAGGAGCAAGAAGAAGAAGAAGAUGGCAGCGGACAUUUUUCCCACCAAAAAGACGGCGUCCACUACUACUGUCCAACAGUACCAGCAGCAGAACCUCAACAACAACAACACUAUACAGAACUGUAACUGGCAAGGACUCUACUCUACUAUAAGAGAAAGAAAUUCAGUAAUGUUCAACAAUGAGCUGAUGGCAGAUGUUCACUUUGUGGUGGGUCAGCCCGGAAGGACCCAGCGACUGCCAGGACACAGAUAUGUUUUGGCUGUGGGCAGCUCAGUGUUCCACGCCAUGUUUUAUGGUGAACUGGCUGAGAACAAGGAUGAAAUACAUAUUCCAGAUGUGGAACCGGCAGCAUUUCUGGCAAUGCUAAAGUACAUUUACUGUGAUGAGAUUGACCUGAGUGCUGACACAGUGUUGGCCACUCUUUAUGCUGCCAAGAAGUACAUUGUCCCUCACCUGGCACGUGCCUGCGUCAACUUCCUGGAGACCAGCCUGAGUGCCAAGAAUGCCUGUGUGUUACUUUCCCAGAGCUGCCUGUUUGAGGAGCCAGAGCUGACACAGCGCUGCUGGGAGGUGAUUGAUGCCCAAGCCGAGCUGGCGUUACGCUCUGAGGGCUUCUGCGACAUCGACGCCCAGACCCUGGAGAGCAUCCUACAGCGAGAGACACUCAAUGCUAAAGAGAUAGUGGUGUUUGAGGCGGUGCUCAACUGGGCUGAGGCUGAGUGCCAAAGACAGGAGCUCACUUCCUCGACUGAUAACAAGCGUAAGGUUUUGGGCAAGGCCAUGUACCUGAUACGUAUCCCUACAAUGGCCCUGGAUGAUUUUGCAAAUGGAGCAGCCCAGUCGGGUGUGUUGACACUUACAGAGACCAAUGACAUCUUCCUGUGGUACACGGCAGCCAAGAAACCUGACCUGGAGUUUGUCAGCCAGCCUAGGAAGGGCCUGACACCCCAGCGCUGCCACAGAUUCCAGUCCUGUGCCUACCGGAGCAAUCAGUGGCGCUAUCGGGGCCGCUGUGACAGUAUUCAGUUUGCAGUGGAUAAAAGAGUUUUCAUCGCUGGGUUUGGACUGUAUGGAUCGAGCUGUGGCUCAGCAGAGUACAGUGCCAAGAUUGAGUUGAAACGUCAAGGAGUACUGCUGGGACAAAACCUCAGCAAAUACUUCUCUGAUGGUUCCAGCAACACCUUCCCAGUGUGGUUUGAGUAUCCAGUCCAGAUCGAACCUGAUACGUUCUAUACUGCCAGCGUGAUUCUGGAUGGGAAUGAGCUGAGCUACUUUGGACAGGAAGGGAUGACAGAGGUGCAAUGUGGGAAAGUGACAUUUCAGUUCCAGUGCUCCUCGGACAGCACUAAUGGCACAGGGGUGCAAGGGGGACAGAUUCCUGAGCUUAUUUUUUACGCUUGACAACCCCUGUGCAUACAUUCAACACAUUUUCAGUGCACUUAUGAAAAAUAGAAAAUUAUCACUUUGUGCAUAGUCUUUGUUAUUUAUUUUUGUCACUACUGUCAAAAAAAAAAAAAAAGAUCUUAUAAAAGAAAGGGUCUUAUGUGGUUUUAAUUUUAUUAAUUGGUCCACUUGAGUAGGACCAGGUAUAUGUUUCAAGAUGUUGGAUUGUCCAAAUAUGUGGAUAAACAAGUCCUAAACAAUAAAAAAAUAAAUAUCUGCACUAGUUGUGCAUGUAUAUAUGGAUAUAUGUAAAUUCUGAAAUGUAUAUGAUGCCACAAUCGUGGCCAAUGCUGCCCACAAAGAUAUCUUAUAUGAUGAAUAUGCUACAGUAUGUUUAUUGUUUCUAUGCUUGCAUAGAAUGCACAUAUAUAGCAGCAAUACUUCACAUUCUAUAAUCUACUAUGAGAAUUUCAUGUCAUGACUCAGUCUGGAUCAUCAGCGUUGAAAAGGAAGUGAAAAAAAGCUGUAUGAUACUCAAUAUCAAAAAAAAAAAAUGUCAUUAGUCAUUUGUAUUGGAGUGGUUUCGAUUGAAUCUGCAGCUUUUUGAUACUUUGAAUCUAGUAAUGGGGCACUUAUAGAGGGCUUGGGGGGAUGGGGGGGAUCUUAGAGUAGGGAGCACUAGAUAUAAUGAGACACAUAACCCCUACAGUAACUCUCUGCAGCAUGUUACUCUGCACCUACACUCGGCCACACCAGUGAGGUUUCAUUUAGAUCAGUAUUAUUAUGUCUACAGUGAAAAUUUAUUUAAAGUGAUCAUCAUUCACCUUUACAUGGUAGGCUGAAAGAUUUCUUUGGUUUUCUGUGUAAAUCUGUCUACAUUGCAGUACAUACAGCAUGGGCAGAACUGUUUCAUCUCAUAUAACUUGUGCUACUAAGUGUUCUGGCGCCUUGGUUUUGCUUACAGCAAUGAUUGAUUCACUGUUAGAAGACGUUUGUCUUAUGGACUUUUCUUCUCUUUGUUAAAAACUCUGAACUGCUGAGCACUCCCUAAUGUGAUCAUACAGUAUUGGUAUUUGCAAAAACAUACUGUAUAUGCUACAGAAUUACACUGAUGUUGAUUUGUAAUUGAUUUUGUUUUUUGUUCUACUUGUUGCUUUUAAUAAGCCAGAUCAUUUCUUUUUUUUUUUUUGGAUUUACUGUACUAUUGAAUAUUUUUCUCUGGUGUAGGAUAAACAUCCACAGACUUGUCCGCUGAUGACAUGGAUGGACAAACUGUUGUUCCUGUCCUGUGUUUACGUGCUACAGUGCUGGGAGACCAACGAAUGUGUAUGAUUGUCGAUGAUGCAAAUAAAGAAAACAAGUGGUACA
Messenger RNA from Larimichthys crocea (large yellow croaker), 3627 nucleotides. It is a transcript of the gene btbd3b, whose product is annotated as BTB (POZ) domain containing 3b. Gene Ontology annotation, molecular function: protein binding. The transcript has 4 exons. The record is from RefSeq and is a predicted model, not a curated record. Gene Ontology annotation, cellular component: cytosol. Gene Ontology annotation, biological process: neurogenesis; cerebral cortex development; dendrite morphogenesis. Bases 724 to 2277 code for a protein of 517 amino acids. Lineage: Eukaryota; Metazoa; Chordata; Actinopteri; Sciaenidae.